AUGGAACUAGGAUUUACUAAGGCAAACAGUUCUAAUUUGCCUCGAGUGGAUUUGUUAAUGAUGGGAGAGUUCCUGGCGUCAAACAAAGAUUUCUGUUCAGUAGAAUCCAGAAACGUGAAAACUGCAGUAUCCUCCAGGCCAUCGUACGGUGAUGAUGCCAUAAGCUAUGUCCAGUUAAAACGCGAUGGCAAUCUGUGCGUGGUGAAGUCAAAAAUCUGUCCAGAACACAAGGUCCAUGGAAAGUUAUAUAGAGUAACAUUAGUAGUUGAUGAAGUCAAUGAGACAGUUUCGGUGGAUUGCCAUGACUGUGUUGCAUCACAAGGAGGCUGCAAACACGCCGUGGCUUUUCUUAUGUGGGUGCAUCGCAGGAGUGCAGAACCAUCUGUUACAUCAGUUGCAUGCUACUGGAUGAAAUCUAAGCUGUCGAAAGUUGGGACUACCAUAAAAUACUUGACAGCAAAAGAUUUAUCUAAUGCUAAGCCUAGUUUGCCAUCAAAUAGUGUAGUAUUAGACAAGUUUAUUGAGGAAGGGAGGAAAAGGCAACUUCACAAUUGUGAAUUGAUCAAAUUUCAGGAAGAUUAUGUGCCUGAUAUAGUGAUUACAUUCUCCAUGCACAAAUUAGUAUUUAAAUAUAAGGAAAAAUCCUGUGACACUUGCUUAGAAAAGCUUGUAUUAACCGAUGCAGACGUUAAACUGAUUGAAGACAACAAAGUCAAAGUAGUGUUUGGUACGAACUAA
This is a messenger RNA of Spodoptera littoralis (African cotton leafworm), 738 nucleotides long. Lineage: Eukaryota; Metazoa; Arthropoda; Insecta; Lepidoptera; Noctuidae. The record is from the annotation of a GenBank genome assembly.